AUGGUGGACGAUGGCACUGAAUCAGAAAAUGUGCUGAGCGAUCUUGAUACUGCAAUGUGGAAAUUCAAUUCUGAGGAAAAGCACGACUCAACAGCAUCAAGAGCUGCGAACUAUGAUUUCCGAAGUAGCAGUGAUGAAGAAGAGGACUUAACAUACACAAAGGGAGGAAAGGAGUGGGUAAAUGAUUCCGAAAGCAACUUGGUUAUUCCAACAAAGCUCGUGGCAAGUUUGAGGCAUCAAGAGUUGCAGAGGGGAAAACUGAUAGGAGGAUUGGCAGGGGCAACAGUGAGUAUUUCAAAAGAAAUGCUGAUGUUAGCACAAGAAGAAAGCCGGUUGAGGAGGAUGUCAAGUCCAAGGAUAUCUCCGGUGAUUCUGAAAACGAAAUAUGGGAAUUAAACGCUGCCAGCGACUCUGGAGCAUCAACGACAGGGAGAAUCGAUUACAACAGCAGCGACGAAGAGGAUUAUCAAGUGAGGAGGGAAGAGAAGAAAGGAAAUGGCAAUAAAAGCACAAGAACAAGAAAAGACUUGGAUGAGGAUUGGGACAGUGAUUAGGGCUUUUGCAUUGGAAGCCCAAAAUAUAUAAUGGCCCAGCCUGUUAUUGUAAGAAGCCCAUUGGAAAGUGGCUGUAGGACCCAACCAAUAUAUUAUGUCUACAUUUUAUUUUAUUUUUCUAGUUAUUUAAUAAAAAUUUUAAUUCAAAAAAUAUAUAUUAUAAAUGUUUCUCA
Pyrus x bretschneideri (Chinese white pear) is the source of this 727-nucleotide messenger RNA. RefSeq lists its product as uncharacterized. The transcript has a single exon. Bases 1 to 396 code for a protein of 131 amino acids. The record is from RefSeq and is a predicted model, not a curated record. Lineage: Eukaryota; Viridiplantae; Streptophyta; Magnoliopsida; Rosales; Rosaceae.